ACUAGAUAGGCAUGUGUCGUUGACAAGUGCAACAGAGUUUGCCAGUUACAGAUGUGACAAGAUGAGAAGGAAAACCAGAACAAAACAUGAUGAUUGAACACAAAUUAUUCAACAUUUCUCUGUUUUUGUUGCUUCUUUUUUCAGGAGAUCUAAGUGGAGAUCUUUCACUCUCCUUCACUGUCAGAGAUGGAGAUAAAGUCACUUUGCCUUGUGAAAACGUGAUCAACAAUCAUCACAGCUGUCACACUACCACCUGGCUUUUCACAGAUUCAAGAGGAAAAGCAGCAGUAGAGCUGGUUAAUCUUGGACAGAUCAAAGAAACAGUCAAAUCAGACAGACUGAGUGUUACAGCAGAAUGCUCACUGGUUAUAAAGAAGGUCACAGCUGAGGAUGUUGGUCGUUACACCUGCAGACAGUUUAGAGGCAAUCCAGGGAGACAGCAAGGUCCAGAUGCUGUGGUUCAUCUGUCUGAUGUCAUCAUGACUGAACAGAAGAGCAGGGAUCAGGUGACUUUAAACUGCUCUGUGCAGGUACAUGGACAGUGUGAACACAAAGUGAAGUGGAUCCAUUACAGUGAAGCUCUGAAUAGAGAUUACUCAAACAUAAAAACAUUACAGUCUUCCUGCUCUGCUACUGUGACUUUUGUAAAUUCUUUAUACAGUCACAUAUCUAACUCUGACUUUAAGUGUAACGUAACAACAGAAGAUGACAAAGAGCAGCUUUUUACCUUCAGCCCUCAUUCAUCAGGUGAAGAAACAAUUACAACAACAACAGUUAAAUUGGAAAUCACAAUUGAAAAUACAAUGAGAGCAGGUCUGGCGACAAAAGAGUUGGAAAGCAUAGAAGGUUCAAGAAAAUUACAAAACUGGUCCUGGUACAGGCUCAUCAUUGCGUCUCUGGGUUUAGCAGCACUUAUUGCUGCUGUUGUGAUCGUCAACAUCUGGAUAAGAGUUGGGGAAAAAGCACAGAUGGAUGAAAACACGAUGUGCAAAGAUGAGGAUGAUGAUGGAGCAGUGAACUAUGAAAAUGUCCAAUCAUCUGAUGAAGUUUGACCGACCCUCCUGCUUCUGUCAGAUCUCACAUAUCAGCACUCACAUAUCAGCUGUAUAUUUCUUUUUACCUUCAUACUCAACCUUUUAAACAGAGACUCGUGCUCUUGCUUUAGUCACAGUUUGGAUAACGAUACUGAAACUGUGAUAUUCUCCUACUUUGAAAACCAAAGUGACUUUUAUUUGUUUAUUGUUUCUUUUGUUUUGUUUUUUGAAGUGACCAGUAUUUUUAAUGGUUUUUCAGCAUUUAUGUGCUUUGUCUCAGAGGCCUUGAGGACAGCCUGGAUAUUUCUUGAUAAACUAGGAUAAUGAUUUCUCCCCGAUUCAAAGAUUUACCAGCCAUUUGUCCUAUACCUUUCUGUUGUAGCAGCAGAGCUUAGUUUUAUCACUCUGUGUGAGGAAGAGCUGAUUUAAUCAGAACUAAAUUAGCUUUAUAUCAUUAAUGUCAAAGUGCUGUUAAGAAUCCA
This is a messenger RNA of Oreochromis niloticus (Nile tilapia), 1516 nucleotides long. RefSeq lists its product as uncharacterized. Gene Ontology annotation, molecular function: protein tyrosine kinase binding; MHC class II protein binding. The coding region runs from base 87 to 1052 and encodes 321 amino acids. Gene Ontology annotation, biological process: positive regulation of ERK1 and ERK2 cascade; interleukin-15-mediated signaling pathway; T cell activation. The record is from RefSeq and is a predicted model, not a curated record. Lineage: Eukaryota; Metazoa; Chordata; Actinopteri; Cichliformes; Cichlidae. Gene Ontology annotation, cellular component: external side of plasma membrane; membrane raft. The transcript is spliced from 7 exons.